AUGUCGGAUUGGUAUUCGUGUUUUUAUCCCAACAGCAUGCAGCCUCCUCGUGACAUGUGUGAUCAAGGCUAUUAUGGAACCAACUGCAGUGAGACAUGCGGUCACUGUGUAAAUGGUAACACAACAUGUCAUAACGUGACUGGGAGUUGUUCUGGUGGUUGUCGUGCUGGAUGGAGAGACGCUACAUGUAAAAGAGCAUGCGAAGAUGGUUAUUAUGGCGAUCAAUGCAAUCACAAGUGUGGUCACUGUUUAAAUGGCAACACAAAAUGUAACAAAGCGACAGGAUAUUGUCAGGAUGGGUGCGGUGUUGGAUGGAAAGGAGAUACCUGCAAGAUAGAAUGCAGCAAUGGAACACAUGGAAAAAACUGCGAGCAAACCUGUAGUAAUUGCAAGGAGUCAAACUGUGAUCGUUUUAAUGGUACAUGUUUUGAUGGGUGCAUUGCCGGGUAUGCCAACCCCGACACUGGAUGUGUAGAGAAAUUUGUUGCAGAUGAUAACACAGUAGGAGUCGCUGCCGGUGGAGCAGCAGCUGCUAUAGCUGUGAUUGUUGUGGUGAUCAUCGCAGUGGUCUUUUGGAAGAGGUAUGCAAACGGCGAUGAAAUGUCGUAA
Gigantopelta aegis is the source of this 609-nucleotide messenger RNA. Its product is annotated as protein draper-like. The record is from RefSeq and is a predicted model, not a curated record. Gene Ontology annotation, molecular function: scavenger receptor activity. Bases 1 to 609 code for a protein of 202 amino acids. NCBI's taxonomy places the organism in Eukaryota, Metazoa, Mollusca, Gastropoda, Neomphalida, Peltospiridae. The transcript is spliced from 5 exons.